This is a messenger RNA of Iphiclides podalirius (scarce swallowtail), 210 nucleotides long. The record is from the annotation of a GenBank genome assembly. NCBI's taxonomy places the organism in Eukaryota, Metazoa, Arthropoda, Insecta, Lepidoptera, Papilionidae.
AUGGCAACGCGUGCAAUUCAAAAACGGCGCUCGGUGCGCGCGCGCCACUGUGUACGAACGCGGACUGGCUGCGCUCGAGCGGCCAUCGACCACCACUGCGAGUCUUCGGAAAGCGAGAGGAAGAGCAGGCUCAAGCCUGUUUUGUUGUGCGAGGACGCGUACGCGUUUUCGUUAAUCCGGUAUAAGGGUACGCGUGCGAAGUCUAUACGG